UCCGGUGCUGUGCCCCGGAAGCGGAAGUGCGAUCUGUAGUCCGUCGGAGUCGGUGUAUUACUCCGUGGUCGCGGAAUCUGGGGAAGUCGUUUUCGCUUCACUUUUACCGGCGCUUCCUCCCCAGCGGGUGGGAGUGCGGGGACGAAGGGGCGCGAUGAGCACCAUGUUCGCGGACACUCUACUCAUCGUUUUCAUCUCUGUGUGCACGGCUCUGCUUGCCGAGGGUAUAACCUGGGUCCUGGUUUACAGGACAGACAAAUACAAGAGACUGAAGGCGGAAGUGGAAAAACAGAGUAAAAAAUUGGAAAAGAAGAAGGAAACAAUAACAGAGUCAGCUGGUCGACAACAGAAGAAGAAAAUAGAGAGGCAAGAAGAGAAACUGAAGAAUAACAACAGAGAUCUAUCAAUGGUUCGAAUGAAAUCCAUGUUUGCGAUUGGCUUUUGUUUUACUGCCCUAAUGGGAAUGUUCAAUUCCAUAUUUGAUGGUAGAGUGGUGGCAAAGCUUCCUUUCACCCCUCUUUCUUACAUCCAAGGACUGUCUCAUCGAAACCUGCUCGGAGAUGACACCACAGACUGUUCCUUCAUCUUUCUAUAUAUUCUCUGUACUAUGUCAAUUCGACAGAACAUUCAGAAGAUUCUUGGCCUUGCCCCUUCACGAGCUGCCACCAAGCAGGCAGGUGGAUUUCUUGGUCCUCCACCUCCUUCUGGGAAGUUCUCUUGAACUCAAGCAAGAACUCUAUAAUUCCUGUUCUUUUCAGAUACUCACAUCAGACUGGCAACUAUUUUGCAGCAAGAGCCAUAGGCAGCCUUAGCACUUGGGCCACUUUCUAGUUUUGAGUUAUUUCCAGGCCUUUUGAAUAUGAUUAGAAUGAAAAUAGCACCCAACAAAUAUAAUAUGCUUUUAGUCAUAGAUGAUUUUUUUUUAAAUAAAUGGGUUGAUUAGUUAAGUUCAGGUGAUGUUUCUGUAAUGAGAAACAAAUAGCAUCUUUCUUGUUUUACUUAUAUAAAUGUUUUCUGUGGGACCGACUCUCAAGGCUGUUGUGUGUACCAUGGAAGCUGGCUUUCUAUGAACAUUUAGAUAGCUAGAAGAAAAAUUUUGUUUGUAUAACUCUUAAUUGGAGCUAUUGUAUUGUUUUUUUCCAAGCCAAAUAAUGACUUGAGAUCAGUAAAGCGGCCAAAUUUUUAGCUAUUUUAUCUACAAAGAGAGAUCUGUUUUGUUCUGUUUUGCCAUAUUUCUUGAUAUAUGUUUUUAGUAAUCUGAACAUAAGGAUAAGUAUUGGCCAGGAAGGGCUAAAAUAAAAGUUUUUUAAUAUACUAUACUUUUUGCCAUCUUGCUUCAUAUGCUCAAAAUACAGAGUUGUCCUAGUAUAGGAAUUGGAAAAUAAGAGUGGAAAGGAAGCAAGGUUCUAAUUAUAUGUAGUUAAUCUUGCAGAACUUCCUUUUAUUAUAGUAACAAUGGACCUCAGUUUCUGCCAUGUUCCUCCAUAAGGGAGUGGGAUCCUUAUGCCACAAUCCUCACCCAUAAUCUGUGGAAUUAGGAAUCUUAUGUGGAGUAAUAACUCUAUCAAUAAAUAAAUUCAUCAAUAGU
Messenger RNA from Microcebus murinus (gray mouse lemur), 1588 nucleotides. It is a transcript of the gene TMCO1, whose product is annotated as transmembrane and coiled-coil domains 1. Lineage: Eukaryota; Metazoa; Chordata; Mammalia; Primates; Cheirogaleidae. Gene Ontology annotation, molecular function: calcium channel activity. Gene Ontology annotation, cellular component: endoplasmic reticulum membrane; cytoplasm; endoplasmic reticulum. The record is from RefSeq and is a predicted model, not a curated record. Gene Ontology annotation, biological process: endoplasmic reticulum calcium ion homeostasis.